AUGGGGACGCUCGUGGCAAAGCUGCUCUUGCCCACCCUCAGCAGCCUGGCCUUCCUGCCCACCGUCAGCAUCGCUGCCAAGCGGCGCUUCCACAUGGAGGCCAUGGUCUACCUGUUCACCAUGUUCUUCGUGGCGCUCCACCACGCGUGCACCGGCCCCGGCCUGUCGGUGUUGUGCCUCAUGCGCCACGAUGUCCUGGAGUAUUUCAGCGUCUACGGCACGGCGCUGAGCAUGUGGGUCUCGCUGAUGGCGCUGGCCGACUUUGACGAGCCCAAGAGGUCGACUCUCGUGAUGUUCGGCGUCCUGACCAUCGGCGUCCGCGUCUACCACGACCGCUGGGGCUACGGGGUGUACUCGGGCCCCAUCGGCGCCGCCGCCUUCAUCAUCGCCACACAGUGGCUGCAGCGCAUGAAGGAGAAGAAGGCCCUGUACCCCGACAAGAGCGUCUACACCCAGCAGAUAGGCCCCGGGCUCUGUUUCGGGGCGCUGGCCCUCAUGCUGCGAUUCUUCUUCGAGGAUUGGGAUUACACCUACGUCCACAGCUCCUACCACUGCGCACUGGCCAUGUCCUUCGUCCUCUUGCUGCCCAAGGUCAACAAGAAGGCCGGAAGCGCCGGGGCCCCCGCCAAGCUGAGCUGCUCCACCCUCUGCUGCACUUGUGUCUGA
Suricata suricatta (meerkat) is the source of this 666-nucleotide messenger RNA. RefSeq names its product myomaker, myoblast fusion factor (gene MYMK). The record is from RefSeq and is a predicted model, not a curated record. NCBI's taxonomy places the organism in Eukaryota, Metazoa, Chordata, Mammalia, Carnivora, Herpestidae. Bases 1 to 666 code for a protein of 221 amino acids. The transcript has 5 exons. Gene Ontology annotation, cellular component: plasma membrane.